Messenger RNA from Dinoponera quadriceps, 3304 nucleotides. RefSeq names its product pancreatic triacylglycerol lipase-like. The record is from RefSeq and is a predicted model, not a curated record. Gene Ontology annotation, molecular function: triacylglycerol lipase activity. The coding region runs from base 328 to 2022 and encodes 564 amino acids. NCBI's taxonomy places the organism in Eukaryota, Metazoa, Arthropoda, Insecta, Hymenoptera, Formicidae. The transcript is spliced from 10 exons. Gene Ontology annotation, biological process: lipid metabolic process.
CGUUUCGUCCCUCUUUCGGUCGUCCGGCUCUCUCGAGUGAGCGCCGAUCAGCUCUCGCGCGCGUUUUCCCUCGUCUCGCUUCGCCUGGCGCGCUCGCUCGAAAACGCUACCUGGUCGAAUUGCUACCAUCGCGAAAAAACCAACUCCCGCCGAAAUCGUCGCUUGAACCACAUGUCCCCGGCGUUCGCCGCAGGGUGAUGUGAGAACCCGAGCGCGCGGCUCGCGAGGACCACGUGGAGACACACGUGUCGAUCAAUCGGGGACCCCGUCCACGAUGGAUCGAUAGACGGGAGGAUGACCUCGUGACAUGAAAGGACGACUUUGAAAAUGACGAGGAGCAGCGGCAUGAACGGACGAGGAGUCGGCGGCAGCGAAGGAGCGCUGGUCCUGCUCCUCAUCGCAUUGACUCCUGUUAUCUGCUCCGCCGGAAUCCUGGACCCUUGGCAAUGGGCGCGUAGCGAUCGGAUCGAAGUCAACAUACCUUGGCUGCCCUUCGAGAACGAGACGCGCUGCUACGACGAGCUGGGCUGCCUGAACAUCACCAGGAACUGGUACCACCUCAUUAAUCGGCCGCUCAACGUUUUUCCGUUACCGCGAGAGGUCAUCAAUACCAGGUUCAUUCUCUACACGAAUCAGAACCCGAUCGAAGGUCAAGUGUUGAAAGUGUCCAAGGACAAGUCCAUCGAGCACUCGAACUUCAAUCCCAAGCGCAAAACCAAAUUUAUUAUCCACGGUUUCAUUGACACGCCGCUGAGCAACUGGGUGAAGGAGAUGAGAAGCGAGCUGUUGGUACACGGCGACUACAACGUUAUCGUGGUCGACUGGGCAGGUGGGAGUUUACCUUUGUACACCCAAGCGACGGCGAACACGAGACUGGUCGGGCUGGAGUUAGCUCAUCUCAUCAAGCAUUUGCAAACCAAUUACGGCUUGGACCCGAACGACGUGCACCUGAUUGGCCACAGCCUCGGCGCUCACACGGCCGGUUACGCGGGCGAAAAAUUGGCCGGCAAUAUCGGCCGUAUCACCGGCUUGGAUCCCGCGGAACCGUAUUUCCAAGGAAUGCCGAGCCACCUUCGAUUGGACUACACGGACGCCCGGCUGGUCGAUGUGAUACACACCGACGGCAAGAGCAUCUUCUUUUUAGGCCUUCCAGGAUACGGGAUGAGUCAGCCGUGCGGCCACUUGGACUUCUAUCCGAACAACGGCAAGGAACAACCUGGAUGCACCGACCUGAGCGAGACCACGCCAUCGUUGCCGCUGACCCUGAUACGCGAAGGUCUCGAGGAGGCGUCGCGCGUCCUGGUGGCGUGCAACCACGUGCGCGCGCUGAAGCUCUUCAUCGAGAGCAUCAACUCCAAGUGUCAGUACGUGGCGCACGAGUGCUCGAACUACGCCAGCUUCCUGCGGGGCGAAUGCUUCUCCUGCAAGAGCAACAACAGCCUGAGCUGCGGCGUGAUGGGUUACCACGCGGACACCAGCCCGGCGUUGGUCAAGCGCCAGGCGAUGGGCCAGGACGUCUCGUCCUUACUGGGCUCGAAGUUCUUCUUCGUGACCGGCAAGGAGGAUCCAUACUGCAGAAGGCAUUACAGGAUCACCAUCAACCUCGCCCGUCCGUCGACCGCGGAGAGCUGGGUGCAGGGCUUCAUGAAAGUCACUCUUCACGCCGACAACGGCGUGAUACGCAACAUGGAUCUAACACCCAGUGGUUACAUGAAACUGGAGCACGGCUCAACGGCACGAAUGGUCGUGGCCCAUCCUACCGGUUCCAUCGGCAACAUCGGUAAAGUCAGGCGAGUUGAGCUUUCCUGGGUGUACGACAUGGACGUGUUGCAACCUCGUUCCCUCUGCUUCUUCUGGUGUAAUGAUCACCUUUACGUCAACAGCGUCUCCGUGGACAUCAUGGAUCUGCCGGGCAGAGGAAAACGGGAGGCGGAUUUCUCCAGUAAGCUCUGCUCGGCCGGCAGGCAGGAGUACGCGGAAAUCGCAAGUGGAUCCACCGCCUCGUUCGUCGACAAUUGCUGACGGUCCGUUCGGGAGAGCGCGGACGAAGCGCGCUCAGAAACGUCGUCGAGCCAACAGCUGCCGCUUCCAUCGGAGAGCCGGCGGCUCUCGAAAGUCGGACGAUGAUUAAGCGAAGUAUGCGCUCGCCCGAGGAAUAGUCGGGAUCGCGGACCCUCGUCGUAAUAAUCUCGUCGUCGUAAUUCCUUUCGCUAAUGAUACGGUGGGAAGCGAGGGGGUUUUACGCCUGUUUGACUUUCUUCCUAUUUAUCGCGGCCGGGCCGACCCGAGCGUCGCUUUCUUCAAACACAGCCUGACGCGGCGAGCGCUCCGCUAAUUAGCAACGUUACACGUCGCGAGGCCGAACUUGAGGGCUCCACCGGAGGCGGUUGCGUGUCAUGCGGACGAACGACGACGGCGGAUUGGGUAUGCUAUUCGCCGCUUUACACGCGGACGCUUACACCAGUUCCUAAAGAGAUCCGUCCGCGCGUUCGGCGAAAAUGAAAUCCCGAACGCGCGUAACGCCACUCGGACGUGACGAUUGCGAAAGAGGAAACGAAACUUUCGGACGAGUCCGACUCGUUAAGCCGGGCGUAUACACCGAGCGAACGAACGAAGAACGAAUGGCGGAUACGGACUUUCGUUGAUACAAUUUGGAAGAUUCAAUGGAACGGGUGAAACGGAUGAACAGAACGGUGGCCGGUUUCCUUGCAAGGCGGCUUAUCGAAGUUCGCGCGCGUUUAGACGCGCACACGUUUACAUCGAACGUUUACUUCGUUCGUUCGUUCGUUCGCCGAGUGUACAUCCUCCUUUAGACUCGAAAUUAAAGGAGCGCGCCACCGACUCGGAGAAUCGGUCCGACUUUUCGCUACUCUCGACGAAUGAUUUCUUCUUCAGUAUUACGCACGAUCGAUCUGCUGCAUGUACAUCUUGUAUAUAACAUUAGUCGUUAACGUUAACGUUAAGGCUUCCUUCCGGAUGUGAUUAUUAUCGCUAAUAUGCCGUGAUUGCUACUCUGUAAAGUGUUCUUAAUAAGCCAUUAAUGCAUGUAUUAUACAUCGAUACAUACAUAUCCUUUUCUACGAUGGUUUUCUUAUUAUCGCGCCGCCUCAUCUGCGACGCGAAUAUGAUGAUAGCUUGUGAUAUUCUCUCGUUAAGGAUCCUGCAAAAUGCGCAAAACGCGGUGACGAACUCGAGGGCGACGAAUUGUACUGCUGUUUGCUCAUAGUCCUUGCAUAAAUGUAAUGUACAAAACGACUAAUGUGGAAAGUGAAUUCUCGCUAGUGAUAAGAAGUACCACGGACCU